AUGUUGGACGUUACGUGCGGCCUGUGGGCAACAGCAGUCCAGGCGGAUGCAAAGCAAGCGAUAGAAGAAGCUACAGGCAACAUCGGAGCCGUUGCUGCUAUAGUAGGAGCCAGCCCGGGACUCGUUUUUGUCGGAAGUCAGGCUUGUUCUCGAUUAGCAUGUGUGGGCACCAGCGGCUUCUACGCCUGCAACGACAGGGACGAGGGCAUCUUUGUUUCCCCCGCCGAUCUCACCGACUCUGCUACUGCCCUUGUCGACCACUGCGUGGCUUAUUAUAAGGACAAGGGCGUGGAUACAAACGACCAGACCCCAGUGUCCGCGCAGGCGUUCUAUCUCACCGGUCCGGAGGUGAACCUGGUCGUUAGUUACUGCGACAGUAACGAGGACCAAAACAAGAAGCCAAGCGAUUAUACGUUCGAUGAAAACUGCGGGCCCAACGGAUGCAACCCGACUUGUGGAUGGGACGGUGCUCAAGAAAAUCCGUGCCGUUUCUGGCAGAACCCGUUUGCGUCCGCUAAGCCGACCACCUCUACAGCGGCUGUGACCCCUACACCUACGCUUUGA
Messenger RNA from Saxophila tyrrhenica, 564 nucleotides. RefSeq lists its product as uncharacterized. The record is from RefSeq and is a predicted model, not a curated record. NCBI's taxonomy places the organism in Eukaryota, Fungi, Ascomycota, Dothideomycetes, Mycosphaerellales, Extremaceae. The transcript is spliced from 2 exons. The coding region runs from base 1 to 564 and encodes 187 amino acids.